CGUGACGUUGCCUUCCAAGGCUUAUGGAUUAAAAGAUAUAUCUUCCACACGCCCAGAAAUACCAAUGGAAAUGCCUAAUGUCGUCCACUCGGCCCCAACUCAUUGUCCACCUUGAGCCCAUACCUUCCUCCCCACUCUACGCCCUCCUCCAACAGUUUCACACAGUAUCCUCCCAAAAAUAUGGCUCGACGGAUGCCCACGCAUACCAUCCCCACGUCUCGCUGACUGGAUUCUGGCAAAUGUCACUCCCAUCCACGCACCACCAACACGCAGACCCAUAUUGCGCUAACCUCGUCCAAUCUUGUCUGAAUGACCGACUCCCACCGCUGGUUCUCCAUCCUCCUCUCAUCCCAGACACAAAAUUAUGCCUGAUUCUUCCCAUAUCCCCUCCCAAAGAAUAUAUUGCCCUGUCAAAGUCGAUUACUCAAAACUUUGAGUCAUGUGAUCGAUUCGUCAAUAGGAUGCGUCCAAAGGCGGUCAAUCAUAUUUCGUUGGCAUAUUUUGCGCCAACACAGGAUGUGUCAGAGGAGGAACAGCGGAGGAUUGUGCAUGGAAUGAAGGAGGUUGCUGAUCAAGUUUUUGGGAAAUGGUUUGAUGGUAGGCCUUCCGUGUUGGUGCCAGAGUGGGAUGUCGUCUACUAUGAACUCACAAGGGAGGCAAAAGAGCCAUUGAAAGGUGAACAGCACGAGUUUAAAGAAAUUGGACGUUGGAGAGUGGCAUAGUUUUUCCCAUUGCGGAAUCAGCAUUACUAUAUUACAUUAAUGGUAUCAGGAAAAAAAAAAAAAGUUAUACAUCAAACUCGAUCAACCGACAUGUUCAAUCCAUCACCACACGGGAGAUGGCUCCAUGAAAUCAACAAAUCCACUCUCUACCAACGAUUCCACACCCGAUCUUGGUCGCUCUGGCGUGGACCGGCGGCGAUCCAGAGUUUCCGAUUUCAAUUCGUCCACGUUUUCACUCAUCUUUUCCGGGUUUGCUCCCUCGUCCUCAAUAUCCACCCACCCAGCCAUAGCCCGCAACGCCUUGGCGCUAUGUCUUCUUACCAAUUUUUCACUACCUUUCAUUUUCUUCUCCAUUCCUAAAACACAUUGCCCUAACCUUCGUCCAACAUUCCACACCGGCGCAAGGACAUGGCGUCGUGGAUCCGC
Spizellomyces punctatus DAOM BR117 is the source of this 1148-nucleotide messenger RNA. RefSeq lists its product as uncharacterized. Lineage: Eukaryota; Fungi; Chytridiomycota; Chytridiomycetes; Spizellomycetales; Spizellomycetaceae. The record is from RefSeq and is a predicted model, not a curated record. Bases 78 to 722 code for a protein of 214 amino acids. The transcript has a single exon.